AUUGCCCUCUGGUCCCUUCUGCCUUUAAAUCCACACCUCCCUCUUCUAACACCUAAUAUCUCCAAACAACAACAACAACAACAAAAACUCAUCUCUUUCUCUCUCGUUCUCCACCAAAAAAAAAAGAAAAAAAAAAAAACCAUGGCUCCAAGCUUGCCGGACUUCUCUAACUCGGUCAAGCUCAAGUACGUGAAAUUGGGGUACCAGUACUUGGUGAACCACAUUAUCACCCUUACCUUAAUACCAAUCAUGGCGGGAGUUCUGAUAGAGGUUCUUCGUUUAGGUCCUGAUGAGAUUGUAAAACUUUGGAAGUCUCUUCACUUCGACCUAGUCCAGAUCCUCUGCUCGGCUUUCCUUAUCAUCUUCGUUGCUACUGUGUACUUUAUGUCAAAGCCCAGAACUGUUUUCUUGGUUGACUACGCUUGUUACAAGCCUCCUGUCACUUGUCGAGUUCCCUUCUCGACUUUCAUGGAACAUUCUAGACUCAUCUUGAAGAACAAUCCCAAGAGUGUCGAGUUCCAGAUGAGGAUUCUCGAGCGCUCGGGUCUUGGGGAAGAGACUUGUCUUCCUCCGGCGAUUCAUUAUAUUCCUCCUACUCCUACCAUGGAGGCCGCCCGAGGUGAAGCCGAGCUCGUUAUCUUCUCUGCCAUGGAUUCUUUGCUGGAGAAAACUGGGCUUACACCUAAAGAUAUCGACAUUCUCAUCGUGAAUUGCAGUCUCUUCUCGCCUACUCCCUCUUUGUCAGCCAUGGUUAUAAACAAGUACAAGCUCAGAAGCAAUAUCAAGAGCUUUAAUCUCUCCGGUAUGGGAUGCAGCGCCGGAGUAAUCUCCAUCGACUUAGCUCGAGACCUCCUCCAGGUUCAUCCAAACUCAAACGCCGUCGUUAUAAGCACCGAAAUCAUUACCCCAAAUUACUACCAGGGCAACGAGAGAGCCAUGCUUCUCCCCAAUUGCCUCUUCCGCAUGGGCGGCGCCGCCAUACUCCUCUCGAACCGAAGGUCGGAGAGGCGAAGAGCGAAGUACAGAUUGGUCCACGUAGUCAGGACACACAAGGGGGCAGACGACAAGGCGUACAGGUGCGUUUACGAGGAGGAAGACAAGGAGGGCAAGGUGGGAAUUUCGCUGUCGAAGGAUCUCAUGGCUAUUGCCGGAGAUGCGUUGAAGUCAAACAUCACCACCAUAGGUCCGCUGGUGCUGCCCGCAUCGGAACAGCUACUGUUUCUGAUGACUCUGAUGGGUCGGAAGAUCUUCAACCUUAAAUGGAAGCCGUACAUUCCUGAUUUCAAACAAGCCUUCGAGCACUUCUGUAUCCACGCCGGAGGGAGGGCUGUGAUCGAUGAGCUUCAGAAGAAUCUUCAGCUGUCAGCGGAGCACUGUGAGGCUUCGAGGAUGACGUUGCACCGGUUCGGCAAUACGUCGUCGUCUUCGCUCUGGUACGAGAUGGCUUAUAUGGAAGCCAAAGGAAGAAUGAAGAGAGGUGAUAGGAUUUGGCAGAUUGCAUUUGGGAGUGGCUUUAAGUGUAACAGCGCCGUUUGGAAGUGCAAUAGAACCAUCAAAACGUCGUCGGAUGGUCCUUGGACCGAUUGCAUUGACCGUUACCCUGUUCAUAUUCCUGAAGUCGUCAAACUCUAAUUUUUUUUAUAUAUAAAAUUAUAUAUAAGAAAAAAAAAUUAUAUAUAAUUUUCAUUUUAAAAAAAUAUAUAAAUAUUCUGGAAUGUUAAGGUUUUUUUUUUUUAUUUGGAAAAAAUCAGUUCUCUGGGCUUUUUGUUCUCUUCUUUGUCUCAUUUCUUAUAUGAUGUCACACUGUAAUGUAUCUCUUUUCUUUUCUUUUAACUUUUUUUUCUUCAAAAAACUUUGUUGUUAUGAUCGAUGAAGUGGAUACAUAUACCAAAGGAAAAAUGGCUACUAUCAUCAUGUACUUUUACAUAUGUAUAAUCUUCUAUGUAGGAAAAACACUCUUCAACUUGUUAUAUAAUUAAAUAUAUUGUCGUGUCUUUUGCAA
This is a messenger RNA of Humulus lupulus (European hop), 2002 nucleotides long. RefSeq names its product 3-ketoacyl-CoA synthase 6. Gene Ontology annotation, biological process: fatty acid biosynthetic process. Lineage: Eukaryota; Viridiplantae; Streptophyta; Magnoliopsida; Rosales; Cannabaceae. Gene Ontology annotation, cellular component: membrane. The record is from RefSeq and is a predicted model, not a curated record. Bases 142 to 1632 code for a protein of 496 amino acids. Gene Ontology annotation, molecular function: acyltransferase activity, transferring groups other than amino-acyl groups. The transcript has a single exon.